Messenger RNA from Archocentrus centrarchus (flier cichlid), 2831 nucleotides. RefSeq names its product cadherin-like protein 26. The coding region runs from base 45 to 2519 and encodes 824 amino acids. Gene Ontology annotation, molecular function: calcium ion binding; beta-catenin binding; cadherin binding. Gene Ontology annotation, cellular component: plasma membrane; adherens junction; catenin complex. The transcript is spliced from 17 exons. Lineage: Eukaryota; Metazoa; Chordata; Actinopteri; Cichliformes; Cichlidae. The record is from RefSeq and is a predicted model, not a curated record. Gene Ontology annotation, biological process: cell-cell adhesion mediated by cadherin; multicellular organism development; cell morphogenesis.
GAAAAAAGUCACGCACUCUGAGCUGGAUAUACUGAGCAAGGAUCAUGUUCUGCUUCUUCCUGCUGGUUUAUUGUUUGUCAGGUGCAACAAGCUCAGACGUGCUGAGCCGUCACAGACGAGCAUGGAGUACUGACUCCUUUGAGAUUGAGGAGGGCCAUCCAGGACCGUUCCCAUAUGUGUUGGGCAAGGUGGAUAUUGCUCGGCAAUAUGGAAUAUACUUUAAACUGUAUGGAGAAGGAGUGGAUGAAGAGCCAAUGGGAGUCAUCUCCAUUGACAAAGACUCUGGCACUUUGUAUGUCCACAAGGCCGUGGACUAUGAGGAGAGGAAAAAACUUGAGCUAAUAUUUGAGGCCAGGAAAAUGGACGAUUCACUUGACACCAGGUUACGAAUUGAGGUUUUUAUAAAGGACAUCAAUGACAACCCACCGCGCUUUGAGAGGAAUCUGUAUGAGACUAAUGUUGAUCAGGAACACACACAAGGCUCCAGUCUUUUGCAAGCGCAUGCUAAUGAUCUAGACCAGAGUGGAACACUAAACUCAACCUUCCACUAUGAAAUCAAAUCUGUGUCUCCAAACAUUAGCGACACUGAAUUCUUCAUUGAUGAGCCUGGGGAAAUCUCAUUCAAAGGAUGUUUAAAUCAUGAGGUGGCUGAAAAGUUUACAAUAGUGGUGGAGGCCAAAGACCAUGGUGACAUAAUCAGCCUGUCCAGUUCAACCACUGUUGUGAUUCACAUACGGGACGGCAACAACCACCUUCCAAUCAUCAGUGGUCAAACGGGCACUGGCAAAGUGAAGGAGCUUGCGACUGGGGUCUCUCCUCUGCGGCUGCAUGUGACAGACAAAGACACCCCCCACACCUCAGCAUGGAGAGCCAGAUACACCGUACAUGGUGAUGAGGGAGAGCACUUCAGGAUAGUAACUGACUUAGAUACUAAUGAUGGAAUCCUGACAGUAGUUAAACCUUUAGACUUUGAGAAGGGGGCACAGAGGGAGCUGUUGAUCUCAGUGGAAAAUGAGGCACCAUAUUACUCCUGUAACGUGAAAGAGAGGACAUCCUCAGGCCUCUGGAAAGUUGACACCAUUAAAGGCCACGAUCCCUCUGGUGCAGCUGAGCCUGAUUCUGUACAAGUCACCAUUGAAGUGGAGGAUAACAACGACCCUCCUCAGUUCACUGUGACCACGAAAAAGGUCGUGGUGGAGGAGAACGCACCAGUUGGAACCUGGGUGGACAAAGUUACCGCUGUGGAUCCUGACUCCAGUCAUGUGCGAGAUUUUGUUUACAAGAUAGGAAAUGAUUCUGCUGGCUGGGUGAUCGUGAAUCCCCACACAGGUGACAUCACUAUGAUCAAGACACCUGACAGAGAAUCUCCACACGUUGUUAACGACCUCUACACCAUCUUAGUGUAUGCAGUUGACAAUGGUAACCCACCUAUGACAGGUACAGCUACACUGCAUAUCCAUGUGACUGACCAGAAUGACAACGUGCCAAAGCCAAGAGUGGACAGCCUGGAUGUGUGCGUGUCCGAUGCCCCCACAACCACCAACAUCAUGGCCUCUGACCCGGAUGACGUACCGUACGGAGGGCCUUUCACAUUUGAACUGUUGGGGAAUGUGGAAGGAAAAUGGAGCCUGAAUCCUGCCUAUGGUGACACAGCUGGUCUGGUGAAGGAGCCCAGUGUGUACGCUGGUCACCACACAAUUCAUCUAAAGAUCUCCGACAUGCAGGGAGCAUUUGGAGUUUACAACCUCAGUGUGGCUGCCUGUGACUGCACUGAGAGACCCAACUGUUACAAAAAACAAAACGCUGGAGCAAAUCUUGGCCUUUAUGCUUUAUGCAUAAUAGUUUUUUCACUGUUACUACUUCUAUUCGUGUUGCUGAUGGCGUUCAGUAUCUCACGCACAAGAGAGUUCAUCGCUAUGCAGCCUAGUGACUGUGCUGAAGCAACCCUCCUCCGAUCAAACAUUGAGGCCCCAGGAGAAAACGUCCAGAUUGUUUUAAUGAUUCCUGACCUUAUCAUGGAAACACCUGCCAAUGAGUACAAUAAUCCAUCUAUCUUCCAUUGUCCACCGGCUGAGAUGCAAAACACAUUUUUAAUGAAGGAUAUGAAUCAGAGCUUCAUCCAUUCACACUAUGGGAAUUUUAGGAGGGAAAAUCUGCCACAAUACAGCAACGCUGGGAACCAGUUUCAGUCAACCUGGAAUCCUCCAAUAUCCACAAACUAUGAUGGCACCUACCAGUUUGAAGACAUGGGCGCCAUGAACUUCCAAACACAAAACUUCAACUGCGGUAUGGAGUCAGACACCCUUGGGCUACUUCAGAAGCUGGACCUGCUCCAGAAGCAAGAAGGGGACUUUGACUGUGAGCCUCACAUUUAUGCAGAGCAAAGGGACUCAGACAGCACAUCAGAGCUGGAGCCCAUCAGUAUUUCAGAAGAGGGUUCAUUUCAGGACACACUGGAAGACCUGGGCCCAAAGUUCUACCAACUGGCUGCAGUUUACAGCCCAGAAAAACAAGACUGAAUAUAUUCUGUAACAGAAUAUUUUUAUUCUAAAUGUGGGGAAGAACACAUUUAACCCUCGGAUUCCAUUAGCUUUUUAGGUGAAUUAAUGUUAGUGGUUUAACCACUUCUGUGUGAGCAAUACCACCAAAGAGCCGUAUUGUUAAUCAUAUGUAUUUAAUAACUGGCAUGUCUCUUCAGUUUUCAUUUCACAAACUAGAAAGAAAAACAAAAAGUACUACUAUCCAAUUUUGACAAGACUGCCUUCCAUAACUUGUUUGGAUCACAUUUGGACAGUCGAGUACAUUUAAUUUCAUGCAUUUAACAAAAAAAA